This is a messenger RNA of Pseudocercospora fijiensis CIRAD86, 1330 nucleotides long. RefSeq lists its product as uncharacterized. The record is from RefSeq and is a predicted model, not a curated record. Lineage: Eukaryota; Fungi; Ascomycota; Dothideomycetes; Mycosphaerellales; Mycosphaerellaceae. Bases 43 to 1080 code for a protein of 345 amino acids. The transcript has a single exon.
AUUGUCUUUGGCCUGGCAUCGGCUACCGCGAGUGCAUACUCAAUGUCGAGCAACAACUUCGGACUUGAUGCGAUGCCCGGCGCAGACAUUCAGCCCACCUCGGCGAGAGUUGCGGAUGCUAUGAGCAGCAAUGGAACUGGCAACAUCGUGUCAGUCCUAGCUCAGGUCGCAGCACCACACGCCCCGAAGCCCACCGGAGAGCCAAAUGCCCUGUCUGUCUUGCUUUCAGCAUUACCGAGCGAUGUCGUCUCAUCAUUUGCAUCGGAGUACCACGAUUUCACAAGCAUAAAUUUCCGGCCAGCGAGCACAGAACGACCAGAAACAUCGGAACCAGGCCAACCCACAUCAAGACCUUCGUCACGCCCCACAAAUUUUCAGACUUCUAUGCGUCCCUCUUCAAGGCCACACAUGACCUCAAUACCACCACUAUUCACCUCAAGACCUCCAACAACAUCGAUUCCUGUGACAUCUACUUCCACCAGCUCUUCUACGACACUGUCGACCAUGACACGAUCUAGCUCAACAACUUCCUCUAUCGCAGCAGCGACGUCUACAGCAGCUCCGACAGCAGCUCCAUCGCCGCAGCUGGCAAAUGCAUCUAUUGCUGGCAUUGCGACAGGCGUCGCUGCUGGUGCCGUUCUGACUCUCAUGGCAGCAUUCUUCCUUUGGAGACGUCGACAGCAAGGGAAGCCACCAUUCGCCCGAAAGUCUUCUCAGCGAUCAGCACCAGUGUAUCCCGAAGUAGCAUGGCUCUAUGACCCGACACCCUCUCCGCCACCUGAAGGCGAGAUGCAGGAUGGACACGCAUCCGAAAGAGCAUUGCUAAAUCCUCAGGGUGGAGCUGCAGAGAUGACUCCUCUGGCUUCGGCGCCGGGAACACCUGAGUUAAGGCCUGCUCGACCGGAGAGUCCUCUGCUACCUCCCGUGAUGCCAGCAGCUCGUCGCCGUUCUCCUGGUGCCUCGCCCAGCGGGUCCAAUCGCAGCAGCAUAGGCAGCUCGUCUGGAGGUCGUCGAUCAGGAAGGAGCUCGGCAGGAUCUGUGGGACGCAUGGUUCCAAUCUUCGAGGAGCCAAGAGUUUGAGCUAUAAGCAUAUCUGACAACAGCAUCGGCAAAGCAACGGCCUGUACUAUUUUGAUAGCGUUCUAGCAAGGAGUUCAGCGAUGACGGAAAGCCUGAAAGGAAUGGCAUGCAUUUGUUCGUGAGAUAUGGCGUUGAGGAUUUGUAUUGUCUAUCCUGGGACAAGGAUGAUACCCCAUCAGCAUUUGAAAUCAAUGACCAAAAUAGAUCAUAGAUCAUCGAUACCUUACGGCUGCCUUCAAUCUACAUGACU